UUGCAGAAAGAAAAUGGAGGCUGUUUGUCCACGAUGCAAAACAACAAGCUACAGGAACCCGAACAUGAAGCUCAUGGUGAACGUGUGCGGACACAACCUUUGUGAAAGCUGUGUAGAACUUCUCUUCGUUAAAGGUUCUGGUUCCUGUCCUGAGUGUAAUGUACCCUUGAGAAGAACAAAUUUUCGUCUUCAGCUCUUCGAGGACGCAAUUAUUGAUAAGGAGGUCGAUAUACGGAGACGUAUUCUCAGAGAUUUUAACAAACAAGCUGAGGAUUUCGGAAGUUUAAAGGAUUACAAUGAUUAUCUGGAGAUGGUUGAAGAUGUAAUAUACAACCUCUCAAACAAUAUUGAUAUCAUUGAAACUAAUAAAACUAUUCAAACCUAUAAAGAAGCGAAUAAAGAACAGAUUUUAAAGAACAGAAUAAAACCAACCAAAGAAUCCCUGGAGUUAGAGGAUAUGCUCCUGGAGGAACGAAGUCUCAGAGCGAAGGUUAGCAAGGAGCAGCAGAUCUUGGAGGAGGCGGAGAAAGCUGCAAAGAUCAGGAACAAGGAGAAGCUGAUUGAUGAUCUCAUGUUCGGGGACGAGGAUGCGGAGAAGAUCCUUGAGCAGCACAGGGAGGAAGUCUUGAAACAGGAGAAGAAGAAAAUAGUUUUUUCUACUGGUCAAGACACGAUUCGACCGGGAGCACUUUUGAACCUACCGGAGGAUAAACCUUUUAUUUAUGAACCUUUACAUCAAGAUUUCAUGGGUCCUUCUCCACCCUCCACUAAGUUGCUGAUAACCGAAGGAUUUACCAAGAAUAUCCGAACUGCAAAUGAAACUGAGCGAGCUGGUGGAUAUGUUGAAAGUAUAGGAUGCCUCCGAGCUGUACAGGAAGCUAUGGCAGGGUUGUAUUUCCAACCUGUGGUAGAACCUUUGCUUCCAGAAGAAACUUGAUCUACAUCUAAACAUUAGAUCAUGUAAACAUUGUUCAGUUAAACUUGUUGCAAGAAAUUACAGCCGGUUUAGAACCAACUUCAGAGGAAGUGAAAUCAUCUGUGAUAAACAACAGUUAUAUACAUUUAUUUUUUGAUACUUCAACUUGGAAAGAUGUUUGUUAUGUUUUAGAAAAA
This is a messenger RNA of Eurytemora carolleeae, 1113 nucleotides long. RefSeq names its product CDK-activating kinase assembly factor MAT1 (gene Mat1). Gene Ontology annotation, cellular component: transcription factor TFIIH holo complex. The transcript is spliced from 5 exons. Bases 14 to 937 code for a protein of 307 amino acids. Gene Ontology annotation, biological process: regulation of transcription by RNA polymerase II; nucleotide-excision repair; positive regulation of cyclin-dependent protein serine/threonine kinase activity. The record is from RefSeq and is a predicted model, not a curated record. Lineage: Eukaryota; Metazoa; Arthropoda; Copepoda; Calanoida; Temoridae. Gene Ontology annotation, molecular function: cyclin-dependent protein serine/threonine kinase activator activity.